Messenger RNA from Hyposmocoma kahamanoa, 1048 nucleotides. RefSeq names its product PITH domain-containing protein CG6153. NCBI's taxonomy places the organism in Eukaryota, Metazoa, Arthropoda, Insecta, Lepidoptera, Cosmopterigidae. The record is from RefSeq and is a predicted model, not a curated record. Gene Ontology annotation, cellular component: nucleus. The transcript is spliced from 4 exons. The coding region runs from base 350 to 973 and encodes 207 amino acids.
AAGUUUAGAUUAAUAAGUAGACUAUUUUAAGUUUAUUCGAUGUCACGACGUAUGAUUAUAGCAAGUACUGUUUUUGUAAAAUUGCUUAAUAAACAAUAAAAAUAUGGAUUUUUCAUAUAUCUAUCGAUUUUAAAAAUAUCGACGAAACAUAUCGAUUAAUUCAUAAAAAAAUAUAACUUUUUUUAUAUAUAUCGAUAUUUUGUAAGUGUCAAUGUGAAUUCGUUAAAAUGUCACUGAGGCUUGCAACGAGGUUAACUGCCGUGAAUUUGAGUUUUGAUGUUUUCUUGUCUAAGUUUGUACUUUUAGAAAUCGCAUUAUCAUUUUAUAUUAAUGAGUUUAUGUUACAAAAAUGCCGCACGGCCAUUGUCAUAAUGAGCAUCACGACCACGACCACAGUAAUCCUGAUGAAUUAGGGAUACAAUACAAUUUGUAUGAAAAAAUCGAUAAAGAUAAUGUGCAGUGCUUGAAUGAAAUUGUGGAGGGAUCGGGGAAAACAGUGUUCAAACCUUGGGAGAAACGGUUGGAUCGCACUGAUUUUGUCGAGAGUGAUGCAGACGAAGAGCUCCUGUUCAAUAUUCCAUUCACAGGCAAUGUUAAACUAAAAGGGAUCAAAAUAGUUUCAGAGGAAACGGAUGCUCAUCCUGCUAAAUUAAGACUGUUUAAGAAUAAACCAAACUUGACAUUUGAUGAUGUGACCAUGGAACCAGAUCAAGUUUUUGAGUUACAUAGAGACAGUCAAGGGAACUUGGAGUACUCCCCAAAGAUUGUCACAUUUUCGUCGGUAACGCAUCUUACUAUGCAUUUUCCGUGCAACUUUGGGGCAGACACUACAAAAAUUUAUUAUAUAGGGUUAAGAGGAGAAUGGACUCCUGGACAUAGGCAUGGGGUAACUAUUUGCACUUAUGAAGCAAGGCCAAAUCUAGAUGAUCACAAAUUAAAACAUCUAGAUUCUGUCACCAAACACAUUGAAUAAAUUAUAACUAAUACCAGUUGUACAUAAAUAGUUAUUUUAUGAAUAACUUGUGAAGUUAAUUUUGAAAUAAAAAAC